CAAGGUUAGGUCCGCCGGCGAGUACGUGUCCCUGUUCUCCGUAUCUUGCAUCCUGAUUUUGAAGUAUUUAGCUAUCCUCAAAAACCAUAGAAAAACUGAGAUCUUUCUACCUUGGCUCUUUACAUGCGUUAAACCUCUAGGCUUUCCACCAACAUGGCGGUACACUUCAAGUUUCGAAGCUCGGUCGCCUUCGAUUCCAUCGACCUUGGCGGUCGCCCCUCCAUCUCUGUCCGCGACCUCCGUGCGAAGAUCGCCGACCUCAAGAAACUCAGGACUUGUGCUGAUUUCGAUCUCGUUCUUGCCGAUGCCGAUACUGGCCAAGUCUUUGAGAAUGAGUACUUCCAGAUUCCGUUGGGUGCUAGCGUAGUCAUCAAGCGAGUGCCAACAGGAAGAGAUGCGACUAAUGAUCAGGAUGUAAUUGCUGCUACUGCGGGAAAAUCGGGAGGAUAUAUUGGAACGCUCUCACUCUCAAAUUCCGAGAAUUUUGAGAACAACAACUUUGACGACUUUGGUGUUGAUUUAUAUUCCAAUUUAGAUGCUCCAAUUCAUUGCUAUGCUGAUCAUAUGGACCACAUUAAUAUUGCUGUUAAUAGAAAGAAGGAUGUUUCCACCAGAUUCUUGGAAGUACCCAAGCUUUGGGGUCAAAAACUUGAUGGCAGCGAUGUUAGUGAGGCCUUGUCCAACAUUGGUGAAAACUUCCGGAGGGAGUCUGAUGUAGAAGAGAACCAAAAGGCAAUGAACACAAAUAGCAAUGUUAACCUGAAUAAGAAACUUUCCGAGGAUAUGCACUUUCAGGUGACAUUUAAUACAGAUUUGCCAGCGGAGCUUAGGUGUUCGCUUUGCAAUUCUAUAUUUAAUGAGGCUGUAAUGAUACCCUGCUGCCAACAUAGUUUUUGUAACAAAUGCAUUACUUUGGCAUUAAUUAAGCAAUCAAGUUGUCCGAAAUGUUCUUCCACAAAAUGCACCGUCAAGGACCUGUUGCCAAACUUGUCUCUUCGACAGGCAAUUGAACAUUUUCUCGAUGCACAGAAUUCCAUUAAUGUUUCAUAUAACAAUCUUCCAAUAUAUGCUCCUGAUGGAGAAUCUGGAAUUCAAGCAAAAGAGGCAUCAUGUGCGGUGUCGGUACAACAACAAGAACUCACAUGUCAGCCUUCUUCUACAACAGGGGUGGGGUCCAACCAGAUUAUUUCAGAACCUGCUCGUGACAAUGGAAGAGUUCCAAUUCCUCCAAGCAAGUAUAGAAAGCAUGAGCGAAACUGUUAUAUGUGUGGUUCCCCAGAUCACUUGAUUAGAGAGUGUCCUCAUGCCAAAACUGGAAAUGCUGUUUGUUCCGGGGGCAUUCCACGCUACCAAGAAGGCUAUUGGCAUGGGGCCUCUUUGUCAAAUGUUAGGCCUUAUGCAAAUAUAUAUGGCGUCCCUCCUCUAAUGCAUUUUGAUCCAAUGAUGUUUCAGGCCCCGACUUUUGCCAUUUCAUCAUGCAUGCCACCCAUGUAUGGUGGUCUGGCAGCUCCCUAUGGAUUCAUGAGAACAGGGGCUGUCCCACAUGUCAUGAUGCCUGGAGCAGAGCCUAGAAUUCAUGCUGCUGAAACAAUGAAUAAACAAAAUGGUGAAGGGAAACACUAUUAUGGAUCUCGUGGGAGAUAUCUUGAUUCUGAUUUAUCUGAAGAUUACUACUCUGGUGGAGCUGAAAGAUCGCCUGCAUGGCGAAUUCAACCAGAUAAACAUACUAGCUCUGAUGAUGAGGAGCAGAGGGCUCACAGAAAGAACUCUCAUUACACACAUAAUAGUACUCGUCAAAGGCCAAGUUAUCACGAUGAUAAGUUUCAUUUGAUUGAUGAGAAAUAUAAGGAACCUUGUAUUUUUGCCUGUGGAAGGGAACAGAGAGCUCAUUUUUCUGAGAAAUCAAAAUCUGAUUUACAAGAUUUGUCUAAUGACACCAGAAGGCAUAGUAGAGAGAGAAAAAAUCACCAACACAACUGUUCUGAGCACAGUGGGAGUGAUUGUAGCUGGAAAAACCAUUGUAGGAGUAGGAUGCCUGAAGAUGGUGACUUUGUUACUCUGGUUAAAAGACGUCGCAACAAUCAGUAUAAUCAAUCAGAAUUUUGCUUGGAACCUGAAUCCUCCAUUGACCAUAAAAAUUUCCACAAGGAACGAGAGUCUAGUCACAGUUCCAGGCACUCUAGUAAAAUAAUUAAGUCUAGAGAUGAGCGGCUUGAUAAUGAUAAACAAGUGAUGGUUAAAGGCUGGGAAAAGUGUGAGAGAGAUCAUCGCUACAAGGAAUAUGGGAGAUUCCGUUGAAACUUUUCAAUUUUUUGUUGGUUUUUUUGGAUAGAGGAAGUGGAUAUAAUCCAGCUGGAGCAAUGCGAUUCAGCAGCCACAGGAAAUAUAUCAUAUGAGAUUUUAUGCUUGAUAAAAAUUGACCUUGGAGCUAACCUUCUCUUAUGUUUGGAGUUAUAUUGUUCUUUCACUUGAUAGUUCCAAAGUCUUGGGAGGUUCAAAACAGCACACUUAUGUAGAGCAAAGUAGAUCUUUGUCAAUUGUUGUUCUUGAUAUGGUGAAAUCCAUUGUGCCUGCUUAGUUAGAAAAUUUCACUGGAACUAAAAAGAGGCAAUGGAAGAAAAGUUCUCAAUGAACCAAUAACCCGUAAGUUCUUUUUGUUUUUUGGUUUUUUUUUGUUCUCGAAGGGUUUGCAAUGUCUUCUAAGAUUAGUUAUUUGGUAUAUUUGUUAUCGGUAAUGAUUGUAGCUAUAAAUUGGAAUAGUUGGAAUAAGGUUACUCAUCAUUCAGAUGAUUUUCGUAACUAAUAUUAGUAUAUUGUGUUUCUUUAAUUCUUAUGCCUUUUCUUAUAAACCCGUAGAUUCUUCUGUUUGGUAAGUUUUCAUUAAGCCUUGUGUCACGUGGUAAAGUAGACUGGCUUAAGCUUUCCAGGCCUGGUCUGUUGUUCACUGGAGGUAGACCACCAGGCUUGUCGUUCUGAUUUUCAUGUGAUUUACUGAAGUUAUAUCCAGUUUCAGGCUUUGGGACCUAUCUGAUAGACUGAGCCAUUUCUAAUUUUGUCAGCCAUUGAACUGGCAGUUCUUUUAAUUAAAUGUGAUUUACUUAUGCUUAUUCAAAAUUUCUUUUUAAGCAUUAAAUGAUAAAAUUACUUGUGUUAAUUUAGUAAAUUAUAAUUGCAUUGUGUACACAUUUGGUUAUUUCGAAAUAUAUAAUUCAAUAAUAAUUAAGUUAAGGGGUAAUGAUAAAUUAGGAAGAGUGGAGUGAUGAUUAUUUUAGUGAGACUGGAUAUGAAGUAUGAAAAUAAAUUUAUGUGUUCUGAGCAUUUAUUGUAAAUAUUGAUAAAAUUAAUGUAGCGUAAUUAGGGCUGUUUGGGUUUGCUUAAAAGGAAUGCAGAGUAAUCAGAUUAUAGUAUAUUAAUGAUACUCAUUGGUUAUUUGGUUGCCCGUAAAGUAAAGUAAAUACGUAAUAAUUAUUUUUUCUGUAUGAUUAGAUGCAUGUACAGUAAAAGAAAAAACAAUGUAGUUUGAAUACUUAGGGGUUGUUUGACU
Messenger RNA from Phalaenopsis equestris, 3544 nucleotides. RefSeq names its product E3 ubiquitin ligase PQT3-like. Gene Ontology annotation, cellular component: nucleus. The coding region runs from base 154 to 2298 and encodes 714 amino acids. Gene Ontology annotation, biological process: mRNA processing; protein ubiquitination; ubiquitin-dependent protein catabolic process. The record is from RefSeq and is a predicted model, not a curated record. The transcript has 16 exons. Lineage: Eukaryota; Viridiplantae; Streptophyta; Magnoliopsida; Asparagales; Orchidaceae. Gene Ontology annotation, molecular function: zinc ion binding; nucleic acid binding; ubiquitin protein ligase activity.